UAGCCUAGUCAGCAUUAUGAAAGGAACGGAAGCGGUACGGCUUCCCCUUUCGGCAGGUCUGUGCGGUGGUGGUUGUCGUGCAUUCUACUGCCGUCAAGAUGCUCGAUCCGAGGACCACCAACGCACCCGACGGGGCAUCUCGAAGGAAAUCAACAGAGCUUCCUGCUCUGAACCGGCCAUGGAGUCCCUAUUCCGGCUCUCUGGGUCGGCCGAAGAGUAACGCCCAUGCACGUACCGGCGGAAUGCUUGAUCAUCUUAGCUUACAAAAGCGCUGUGCGAUUUCGCUGCGAGGCAGCUGUUCCUGCCAUUGAGAGCGAAGGUGCCGACGAUAACAGUGAAGAUGGUGUCUUAAUACUCGGACUGCCCGACAACGUUCCGCUUGAAAGCUUCGCAUGCAGCGGAGCGCCACUAGUGUCACUGGCUGCAGGCGUUCCGGUGAGCAGAUGCACGAAUGACAGACGGCCAUCUUUCCGCAGUAACCGAAUGAGCAUGAAGGUUCUCGGGCGUCACCAUCUUCACGACCAGGAAACCGGGAGCAUCGCGAGUAUCGCUUCUGCCGGGAAAUCACUCCCUUCGCUGGCCCGGCACCGUCGCGCUGUCUCCGGUAGACAAGUGUUUAGCUGCCGUCGAACACUUCGUCUACCGCUUUGAUGUCGUCUGUUUUUUGUCCAAAAGGCGCUGUCGACCAUAGGACACGCGUGAUCCCGGAUCGUGACCGGGGCGUCGGCGUCCAUACGAAUCUUGAUAUCGUUGUGGUCCAUUCCCACUCCGCAUUGGCUCGUUUCUCGGGGGUGGAGGUGUGCUGGCUCCACACAGCUUCACCGGCGGACCUGGCCAGC
This is a messenger RNA of Baudoinia panamericana UAMH 10762, 839 nucleotides long. RefSeq lists its product as uncharacterized. The coding region runs from base 226 to 651 and encodes 141 amino acids. The transcript is spliced from 2 exons. The record is from RefSeq and is a predicted model, not a curated record. NCBI's taxonomy places the organism in Eukaryota, Fungi, Ascomycota, Dothideomycetes, Mycosphaerellales, Teratosphaeriaceae.